AGACCAUGAAGUGAGCUGCAUUUUUGCAUCUGAAGUGUGUCCCCCUCGGCGCUCCGUAGUCGUGUUUCCUUGGAGAUCGGACGCAAACGAAAGUGCCUGGUCUAGUUGGGAUCUAAUCUGAGACACACGAAGUGAGCAUCUGAGACCCCAGGAUCAGGAUUCCUUUUCUGUUUUCCCCAAUGACGGAGGACUUUCAGCAGAAAUAUGACCACUCUGGGACUCCCUCAGCUCCCAAGUUGCAGUUACUGCAAUGGUCAGAGUAUAACUGGAAGCAAGCUACUCUGCCUCCAUUUCUACCACCCCGGGGCCACAGGAGCAAAAUGAAGACUUCGACUAGACCUGAGCCAGCAGUGGGGUCCCAAUUCUCUGUAGGGAUGACAAACCCGCUGAAGAAUCUUCUAGCACAGCGCAGAAGGGAGCCGGUGCAUCAUGGGAAGGUGCAGGCCAAAGUCCGGUUGAUGAGGUUGAUGCUCUGGAACAAGCGAGCCGCGUUACAGGAGCUCUACAGCCAUGAGGGCUUCCUCAGCAAGCUCAGCCAGGAGCUGAUCGAGGCCAUCCAGGAUGUGGAGGACAGCAUGGCCGUGAACGGGCGCAUGAUGUUGCAGCAGCAGGGCAUCCUCGAG
This is a messenger RNA of Nannospalax galili (Upper Galilee mountains blind mole rat), 623 nucleotides long. RefSeq lists its product as uncharacterized. The record is from RefSeq and is a predicted model, not a curated record. NCBI's taxonomy places the organism in Eukaryota, Metazoa, Chordata, Mammalia, Rodentia, Spalacidae. The annotation marks the transcript as partial. The transcript is spliced from 5 exons.